AAUAUUACUAUGGAGCCAUGCGAAGAGAAUGAUGCAUCUAAUACGACAAAUGCUGUUAAAGCAGAUAUUUCUCCUAAGACAAAACAAAAGAAGAAAUCUCUAUGUUGCAUGCUUAUGAAUAAAAAAACCAGAGUUGGUUGUUUGGAAACAUCUUACAAAGAUGGUAAUUCAAAUAAAAAUUCAAAAAUGGAAAAUUCACAACAUGGAUCUCAUACUAGUACAAAACUCUCAUUGUGUUGCGCGAUGACUGAACGCAGCAAGACACCACCGCAAAGUUUGACUGUCAGUAGAUUGUCUCCAACUACAUUAAGUCGUACAUCUGUCAAAUCUGAAGUAGCUUCUGUUAAUGGAAAUUGUCAAACAGAUGUAUUAGUGGAGAAGGAGGAAAUCUAUACAUCAAGUGCUACACGUAACAUUCAAAAAAACAUGGAGAAGAAUAGUAUUUUUGUAGAGAAAGAACAACAACAAAAUACUUUCGUUGAAGAGUUAACAGAAGAUUUAUUUGAGGAAUCAUCAGAAGAUGAAAAUGAACUUUUGAUUGAUUAUGAAAAAAAUGAAAGAAAUAUCAAGGAUGAAUAUUUUACAAAAGGAAAAUAUAUCUCUUAUUUCUUCUUGGAAAUGGAACGGCAGUUCUACAAUCCUCAUGAAGUUUAUAGUAUGGUUCAAUACCAUGAAUCUAACAAUACUGAAAAACCAGGAAAAGAAGGUGAAAAUUCAUCCUCUGGAUCUACUUCACCAAGUGUUCCUGCAUAUUUAAGACAAAGACUAAUUCAUAGACGGUCUGUAGAUAAUUUAGUAGCAAAUUCUCCAACAAAUUCUAUGCGACAUUCGAGUCCAGAGUCUAUAAAAAGUGCCCCUGUUCAACUCAAACCACGUUCCACAUCUCAUGAUACUUUGUCUAAAAAAAAAGAACGUCAUCGAUCUCAAACAACUGGAACGUCUAUGGAUAGCUUAGCAAAACAAGCACUACUAGCUGCUCAAGUCUUUAAUUUAAUUCCUACACAAAAAGCUCGAGAAAGAAAUUUUCUUCAUGGAAGGAUUGCUGCAAACUCAUUGCUUGGACCAGUAGAACUUGAGAAAGUAUUACCAAAUCGCGAAUUGAAAAUUUUUGUUGGUACAUGGAACAUGAAUGGGCAAAGUCCACCGAAAGAGUUAAAUGAUUUUAUGUUACCUUCGGAUAUAGAAACUGUUCCAGAUUUAUUAGCAAUUGGAACACAAGAAUCCUGUUCCGAACGAAGCGAAUGGGAAGCAGCUUUACAAGAAACUCUUGGUCCUUCUCAUGUACUAUUGUUUAGUACUGGUUUAGGAACAUUACAUCUUGCUUUAUUUUUAAGAAGAGAUUUAAUUUGGUUCUGUUCUGUUGCUGAGGAUGCCAAUUUUUCAACUAGAACAGGGACCGCUUUUAGAACAAAGGGAGCAGUGGCCAUAGCUUUAAUGUUAUUUGGUACAAGUUUUCUUUUUGUUACUGCACAUUUAACCGCACAUCAAGAUAAAGUCAAAGAACGAGUAAAUGAUAUUAAAAGAAUAGUUAGAAAUCUUGAUCUUCCUAAAGAUUUACCUACAAGACAUAAAAACAAAGAUGUAACUCAGAACUUUGAUUGUGUGUUCUGGUGUGGAGAUUUAAAUUUUCGCCUAGCUCAACCAAGAGAAGAAGUUAUUCAGUGGGUUACGGAUACAUGUUUCCCUCAACAGUCACCGAUAAAUUUACAUAAAGAUCAAUUACGAACAAUUCUUAAUGAAGGAGCUGUUUUACGUGGGUUUGAAGAGGCACCAAUUAUGUUUCCUCCUACUUAUAAAUACGAUCCAGGAACUCAAAAUUUCGAUUCAAGUAGUAAGCAACGCACACCCGCGUAUACUGACAGAAUUCUCUUUAAGGGAAAAGGGCACACAAGAGGAUACAUUCGAAGAGUUAGUCACGAAAGUACUAAUUCAUAUAAAGAUGGAGUUAUAGAAUGUUUGGUAUAUGACUCUGUUCCAAGCAUUUGUACUUCAGAUCACAAACCUGUAUGGGGUGUUUUUAAAACAACCAUAAGGCCCGGCAUUGAUACAAUUCCUCUUGGUGGUGGUUUGUUCAACCGCGAAGUAUAUUUAGAAGGUAUAAAAAGACGAGCAGCUGCUAUGGAUGAAUCUCGUGGAACUUCAAAAGUAUGUUCAUUACAAUAAACGUAAAUAUGAAUUUCAGUGAUGAAAAAGAUUUCACAUUGUCGAGUUUGUACAACACAAGUAUUAUAUAUUUAUUCAUUCUAAUUUUUUAAUGCCAGAAUGUGAGAACAUAGCUAUUGCAAUUCUCAUAGCCAAUGUCACUUCUUUUUUGUAUACUCCCUCUCUUUCUCUAUACAGAUGUGUAUGAAAAAUUUAUAACCAUUCAUAACUUUUUUACACGAAUAACAAAAACCGUUUUUCUAGUGCAGUUUAUAUAGCAUAUUAUUGUAUAAUGUGCACUUUGUAAUAUCUAGUCAAGAGAAAAAUAUAUGUAAACUGUCCAUUCAUGAAAUUAGCAGUCUCAACAGUAGGAUAUAAUUGUUGUGUGCCAUUUAUAAAAAUGCGAAAAAAAACGAACAGAAUAAUCUGUUGUCUCAAUAUUCAAACCAUAUACAAAAUUUCAGAUUGUACUACUAUUUCAUAGCUAUGCUUUAUACAUUUUAUGUAUGCAUAAAUCAUAACUUAGAAGAGUGUUAAAAACUUUAAAAGACAUAAGCAUUGUAUUAUAUUUAUUUAAAAUAUUCUAUAUUUAAAUGCAUUAUAAGCACAAUGAAACAAUUGAUUAGAAAUUAAAUAUUUCAAUAAAAAAAUAUUUGUUUUUAAAUAAAUAAUUUAUUUAAAAAACAAUAUGCAAGUCUAAGCUAUGUUAAACUAUAUAAAUGUAAUACUGAUUUUAAGAUAAGGAUUAUCUAUAAGUAACUUACUGGUUGUUUUAACUAUGAUUUUAUAAUUUGUAAGUUGUUUAGUUCAUUUUGGAACUUUAUUUAUUGGUACCACCCACUGUAAUAAACUAGAUGAAAAAUUAACAUUAUUUAAAAAUAUAUAUUUAAAUUUCAUUAUCAA
This is a messenger RNA of Hylaeus volcanicus, 3045 nucleotides long. It is a transcript of the gene INPP5E, whose product is annotated as inositol polyphosphate 5-phosphatase E. The record is from RefSeq and is a predicted model, not a curated record. The transcript has 6 exons. Gene Ontology annotation, biological process: phosphatidylinositol dephosphorylation. Bases 10 to 2163 code for a protein of 717 amino acids. Lineage: Eukaryota; Metazoa; Arthropoda; Insecta; Hymenoptera; Colletidae. Gene Ontology annotation, molecular function: phosphatase activity.